GCGCGUAUAGCGCGGGUGGAACUGGAAACUAGUUGCGAUAAUUUCGCACAACGAUGGAACCAACACCGUCAGUGAAAUUCUUGAUCGGAAAAACGAUGCCACCGACAUCGACGAAAAAAACUCCGUCGGGGCCGGGGAGCAAGAGAGCACGAGCGGCGGUGGAGAAUUCUGGGGCUAUGGAACCAAAAGUGGAAUUGGGGGAGAUUGAGUUUGCGGAGGAAGGAAAUCCAGCGCUAGUGGUGGAGCACGAGGAGAAGGCCCCUUCUUUGAAGAAGGCCAACACCAAAAUGUCUUCUACUUACCACAACACCCCGGUGAAAUGCAUCAAGUCCGUUGAAUAUGGUACAACCUCUCCACUUAAAACGACAUCACCGGGCAAAUGCAUCAAUUCUGCUGAAGAUGAUGAUACAACUUCUGUACUUAAAAUUCCAUCCCCAGUGAAAUCCAUUCAGAAUGUUGAAGAUGAUAUGACUUCUCUACCCAGAACGCCAUCCCCGGAGAAAUCCAUCAAUUCUGUUGAAGAUGAGAAGAAUUAUAAAACGCCAUCCCCAGAGCCAUGCAUGAAUAUUACACCUUCCUCUCAUCCUGUUCGAAUAAUUCCAAGAAAGCUUGUUUUACUACCGAGCACAAGAAAGCCUCUUCCAGUCAUUGUAAAAGCUAUUGAGAGGCGCAUGAAAAUGAUUGCUGGGCUACCAAAGCUCUUUGACAGGAUUUAUUUCCUCUUCCAAUCAGCUGAACUCCAAGAACUCACAAAAGAGGAGGUCUUGCAGAAAUUAGAUAUUGUUGAUACAAAGGAGGUAGAGGAGGUGGAAGAGCAGCUCAAGUUGCUGGUAGAACUUGCUCCAGAGUGGAUUCACGAGAAGCAUGCGUUGAGUGGGGAGUCACUCUUAUGUGUCAACAAGAUUGAGAGCCCAGAAGCCACACGUAUGAGGCUGUGUGAGGCUAGAUGAAUGAAGCAUGAAACUAUGAGCAUUUCCCCAAUCAAUCCAUAAGUUGGUACUUUGGCUACUAUAGAAAUGCUAGAUUUUACCCAUCUGUAUAGGUCUUUUAUCCUCAGUGCUGCUGUUUUUUACAACUCAGUUCACAUAAACUGCUGACUGUUAUGACUUCUUUGAAUGACUAGAAAGUGGGUUUUAUCCAUUCUUUUCA
Salvia splendens (bonfire salvia) is the source of this 1149-nucleotide messenger RNA. Its product is annotated as CDT1-like protein a, chloroplastic. Gene Ontology annotation, cellular component: nucleus. Gene Ontology annotation, biological process: DNA replication preinitiation complex assembly; regulation of DNA-templated DNA replication initiation; DNA replication checkpoint signaling. The record is from RefSeq and is a predicted model, not a curated record. NCBI's taxonomy places the organism in Eukaryota, Viridiplantae, Streptophyta, Magnoliopsida, Lamiales, Lamiaceae. Gene Ontology annotation, molecular function: DNA polymerase binding; DNA binding. The transcript has 6 exons. Bases 54 to 950 code for a protein of 298 amino acids.